AUGUCCUGCUACGACCUGUGUCCCACCACCAGCUGCGGCAUCGCCCGCCCCCAGCCCCUGGCCGACAGCUGCAACGAGCCCUGCGUGCGGCAGUGCCCUGACUCCACCACCGUCAUCCAGCCUCCUCCCGUGGUGGUCACCCUCCCCGGCCCCAUCCUCAGCAACUCCCCACAGAACUCCUUUGUGGGCUCCUCUGGAGCUCCAGUGCUUGGUGGUUAUGGAGGCUCCUCCUUGGGCUACGGGGGCUUCUAUGGAGGUUAUGGAGGUUCCUCCUUGGGCUAUGGGGGUCUCUAUGGUGGUUUUGGAGGCUCCUCCCUGGGCUAUGGAGGCUCCCUGGGCUAUGGAGGCUCCCUGGGCUAUGGAGGAUACUUGGGUUGCGGAGGCCUGUAUGGAUACGGAAGAUCCUACGGGGCUGGAUACUGGGGCCCUUACUCCUACCGGUACAACAGGUACCGCCGUGGCAGCUGUGGACCUUGCUAA
Nothoprocta perdicaria is the source of this 480-nucleotide messenger RNA. Its product is annotated as scale keratin-like. The record is from RefSeq and is a predicted model, not a curated record. Gene Ontology annotation, molecular function: structural constituent of cytoskeleton. The transcript has a single exon. Gene Ontology annotation, cellular component: intermediate filament. NCBI's taxonomy places the organism in Eukaryota, Metazoa, Chordata, Aves, Tinamiformes, Tinamidae. The coding region runs from base 1 to 480 and encodes 159 amino acids.